GACAACUGAAAAUAAAAUUUGUAACUGUAAAUCUACACGCAUACAAACACAAAAUAACGUUACGCCGCAUGGCUUUUCGUUUAAUGUAGUUUUUUCUCACGCACACACACACACGUAGAGCGACAUAUAGAGAAAUGGAAAAAGUAUCAAAAAAUUAUAUUGUGUAAUUUCGAAUUAUCGUCUUACUUUAAAACACACACGAAACUAAAAUAGCUGCAUUUGAAUCAACGUGCACUAAUCGAACAUAUUUGUGGCAAUAAAGCGGCGUUGCCACAUUGUUGGCACAUAGCACCAACGGCCUGCAGCGAUGUUCAUUAACAGUGCCUCAAUAUUGCGUUAAUCGAAGCACAUAAAUUGGCGUUGUUCACAGCGCUGGCCAGAAAAAAGAAACAACAAAAUACAUAGAACGACUCAAAUUUGCGUCAACGGUAAGCAGCUGACUGCCCAUGUGGAAAGAAUUCAUACGACGUCACAGCUAUCAAAGUAAGGUAGCUCCUAAUCGUGAGGGCGCCCGAUUGAUUAUACGCCGCCUACAAAAAACUGUUUUGCGAAUUUUGCGUGAACCCGAUUUCAAGAUGUCAAAAUCAUCAUUUCAGCAGAAGCCAUCCGAACCAGAAACACCGGUCGAUGGUGCGCAAUUCAACGCCCAUCGAAAUGGAAAACAGGAUAGCAAUUGCCGCACAUGUAACGAUUUCAAGUCAUGGUCAAAACAACAGCGUCUUAUUUCCAAUACGCAAGCAGCUAAGGAGAAGCAUAUAGCCACUAACGAAAAACUAACCGUAAAUGCAGCUGGCGUCGCGGCUCCCCGAGAUGAUUGCCCAUUAGAUAAGGUACGUCUUGGCAUAUCUACUUGGGGCCUGCUGCAUACCAUGGCUGCCUUUUAUUCCGACAAUCCCACUGAUACAGAGAAACGUGAUAUGCGCACAUUUUUCGAAGUACUUUCACGUUUGUAUCCAUGCGAAUAUUGUGCAAAAGACUUUCGUUCAGACAUUGAAGUAAAUCCAGUAAAUGUUAAUUCCCAAAAGGAUCUUGCCCUGUGGUUGUGCAAGUUUCAUAAUCGAGUCAACGACAAACUUGGCAAACCUCUGUUCGAUUGCAGCAAAGUGAAUGAAAGGUGGCGUGAUGGCUGGUUAGAUGGAUCCUGUGAUUAGGCUUAAGACAAUAAGCUGCAAGCACACAAAUACACACACUCACACCGACACACUCUACAACAGACACUCAGACGCACAAUGCAACUCUAGCGCAACGGUCCCAUGCCAACCUACCCAAUCCUCACAGUCAAAUCGAUCUGGCAACAUUUAGGUCAUUUAUUGUUAAACAUAUUUGGACAAGCUAGUCAAACCGAAAUUAUUCCAAUUCAGUUGGCUGUGGAGAUUUCCAGUUUCUAGUUCAAUGUUGGCAUGAAAAACGCCAAGGAUUACGUUCUGAUGCGGUAACGCGAGCAGAUAAUAAAAAAACGAUCCAUCCCACCAUUAUUUCACAAUAACCGCCGGCACUAG
Drosophila hydei is the source of this 1499-nucleotide messenger RNA. It is a transcript of the gene Alr, whose product is annotated as FAD-linked sulfhydryl oxidase ALR. The record is from RefSeq and is a predicted model, not a curated record. The transcript is spliced from 3 exons. Lineage: Eukaryota; Metazoa; Arthropoda; Insecta; Diptera; Drosophilidae. Gene Ontology annotation, molecular function: flavin-dependent sulfhydryl oxidase activity; flavin adenine dinucleotide binding. Gene Ontology annotation, cellular component: mitochondrion. The coding region runs from base 447 to 1151 and encodes 234 amino acids.